AGCUGAUGGAAAUGAUGCUUUCAGUCUUUCUGUCCGGGUUGCAUUUGAAAUGACUGGACCUAAUAAAAGCAGAGUCCAUUCCCUGAGAGUCCACACCUUUCUUUGCCGUGGCUCCCAAAGAAAACCAGCAGAAGGGCAGAAAGUGGAUGAAGGGAGGCGGCAGCACAAAUACAAUGAUCUCUGAAUCUGGCGGCGUUCAUCAGAACAGCGAUCAUCCUCCCAGCCCCUCAUCCUCCUCCCUCCGCUCUGCAGCCUGCCAGCUGAGCAGCAGCCUGGACACCCGGAGCACCAGCAGCAGCUUCCAGCCUCUGUUCUCCGCCUGCAUCAUGACAUCUGGGGAGUUCCUGCCGAGCGCUCCUCUGCUGGUGCACAAAUCCAGGAGGAGCCUGCUCUACAAGUCGCUCUGCUUCCUUCUCCUCUUCUUCCAGGGCGGCGUCCUGGACUUCUACCUCAUCCUCUUCACCGACCUGUACUGGUGCUCAUGGAUCGCCACGGACCUGGUGGUGAUCUCUGGCUGGGGGGUUUUCUUCCUGAAGAACGCUCGAAGCCAGAGAGAACGGGCCUGCGGCUUUCACCAGAAGAGCUCCAUUUUCGGCUGCAACCUCGGAGAGUUCACGUACGCCUACCUGGCCUGGCUCAUCUAUGUCAUCGCCUGCACCCCGAAAGUCGUGCUCAUCCUGGAGACCUCCAUCCUGGAGCUGAUCGCGCUGAAGGUGCCGUGCGGCGUGACCGGCUUUAAGAUCACGGUUCUGCUGUCGGCGCCGCUGCUCUUCUGCCUCAUCAACUCCAUCGUGGUGGAUUUAAACGGCCCGACCCGCCACCACUCCCAGAGCUGCUUCACCAGCACCUGCUUGGACCUGCUGGACUCCUUCACGCUGAUGGAGACGCUUCUCAGAGGCGAGCUGCCCUCCGUGUACCUGAAGUACACCGUGAUCGCGGUGUACUUCGUGGCCCUGGCGGUCCCGGUGGUCUGGCUCUACGAGCUGACGGCGGCGGAGCUGCGGUGCCGGUGGCUGUGGGCCCGCUUCUCCACCGGGCUGUUGGUCAACGCCCCGCUGCUCGUCGUGCGUUGCUUCCAGGUGUAUGUUUACAAGGCGCCGGUGUCGGUGUUCAUGUUCAAGAACAUCUUCUUGCUGACGUGCCGCCUGCUGGAGCUGCUGGAGCAGUGCGCCGCGGUGCAGGGCCUGCGGAGGCGGACUGGCACCAACAACCCAGCCCAGUUCUCCCACUGCGUGUCCGAGAACGACAUGUGUCCCCACGGAUAUGUCAACACUCUGGCCGUCACGCAGUCUUAAUCAGCAUGCAUGUGCUGGAUGCGGGCGUGGGACUGGAGCAGACACAGCGGGAAGCCUGCUGCUGUGGACCGGGGCCGGGAGGGGAGAGAAGGGGAGCGGGCAAACCACAGGGUCGCUUGUCAGCUUCCCGGAUAAAAACAUCCAGGCUGCAGGAUUUCCACUAAAAAGAAGAUACAGAUAAACCAGCACAAUGACAGCAGCACCGCGGAUCUCUCAUUUCUAGAGGCUGGAAACUGGAUGUUCAAACAAAUUCUCUCUCUCUCUUUUUUUUUUAUCUCUUUCUUGCGAAGUCAGCAAACUUUUCUUCUCUUUCUGGAUAACAGAAGUUACGGAGUCUUCUGAUCUGUGUUGCUUUUUGAGGAUUAUGUCACAUUACUGCUUGCCCUAUACCAACACCUUGGACCUGAGGAACUUUCUGUAGAACUUUGAAAUCGUUUUCUACAGAACAUGUUUGGCUGAUUUAGACUUUUGUCUCAUAUUUCCAACCUCUUAUUUAGAACCAGUUCACACAGGUCACAUUCAGAUGAAUCUGGUGCAAACAAAAUAAAUACAUAAAAU
Molecule: messenger RNA, 1853 nt
Organism: Poeciliopsis prolifica (blackstripe livebearer)
Lineage: Eukaryota; Metazoa; Chordata; Actinopteri; Cyprinodontiformes; Poeciliidae
Gene: tmem121b
Product: transmembrane protein 121B
Exons: 1
Coding region: 147-1295 (382 amino acids)
Source: RefSeq, a predicted model, not a curated record